AUGCUCAGCUACAGCACUGUCCUGCCGAAAACACAUACUUCAGUUGAACUACAAUGGUAUCAGGAUUAUAAUUUGAAUAUUCAAACGGUCGCACAACGAAAUGCCACACCACCCACUCAGACUAUUGGUGCACGUGAAGUAUACCACGAAACUCACGCUGCACUCAAGCCGCUCAUAAAUGGUGUCCACACAAAGGAAGACCUCGAUGAACUGCUGCAGGAUCUUGACGAGCUGCGGAGAAUGAAAGCUGAAGAGGCCCGCUCCGCUCUCAUUCACGACCCUCCAGUCAUUCAGCAGAAAGGAUGCCCGCGGGAGGAGGGCCAUCAGCGAGGAAUCAAGUCUGUUCAGAGAAUAUGCGAGCGACUCCAACAGCGUCCCAGGCAUGCCUCGAGCCACCCAGCGCAACUCAAAGAGCGCGUCGCAAAUGUGGGCUUUGUCGAUGGGAGGGAUUCACACGGCUAA
Messenger RNA from Suillus bovinus, 462 nucleotides. RefSeq lists its product as uncharacterized. The coding region runs from base 1 to 462 and encodes 153 amino acids. The record is from RefSeq and is a predicted model, not a curated record. Lineage: Eukaryota; Fungi; Basidiomycota; Agaricomycetes; Boletales; Suillaceae. The transcript is spliced from 5 exons.